This is a messenger RNA of Labeo rohita (rohu), 4537 nucleotides long. RefSeq names its product HECT domain containing 2 (gene hectd2). The transcript is spliced from 21 exons. Gene Ontology annotation, biological process: protein polyubiquitination. Gene Ontology annotation, molecular function: ubiquitin protein ligase activity. The record is from RefSeq and is a predicted model, not a curated record. The coding region runs from base 358 to 2625 and encodes 755 amino acids. NCBI's taxonomy places the organism in Eukaryota, Metazoa, Chordata, Actinopteri, Cypriniformes, Cyprinidae.
ACAACAUGGCGCCAGCGUACAGCUGGACCGCACAUAGACGCCACGGCACUUCUUCAACAAGUUACUUUACUCACUAAACGCAGCGUCGCGAAGAUUUUUGUAUCUUUUCUUUUUACUUUUCUUCUUACCGAUUUUGUUUGUUCUUUUUGACAAGCAAAGAUCAGCAUUUUUGGUCAUCUUAGUCUCCAAAACUCACCUGCUUUAGCAAAAAGAACAGACCGUACUGGACUCACUCACUGUUGCUGUAUUUCUCAAAGUAAAAGGAAAGUGAGCACUGAGAUUACGCAGACGUGGAAAGUACUUUUUUCCAGAAAAUAAGCCAUGUAACUGCGCUCGAAAGGCUUUUCUUUAGAGGACAUGCAUCUAAACAUGAGCGAAAAUAACUGUCCAUUUGAGGAAAGGGAUAGAGACAGACUUCCUCCUAUACUAAAUCAUAGCUUGGAUCGCGGACCGAAACUUCCUUUUCCCUCUUAUGGAAGCUUCAUCUCCACCCUGAAUCACAAAAGAGAGUCAGGCAGCCACAGUUUUUCUUCUCCCCUCCUGCUACCUGCAGUCAAACAAGUGAGAGAGCUUCCCCCAAUAUGUCCAGAUGUGAGACAGAAGCAUCGUAUCUCUAUUGAUGUUCUCCCUCCAGAGGUGAAGGCUCGUUUUGUCUCAGAACCCAUUAUUCCCAUUCGGACCAAAACCGUCAAAGAGUUUCAGGAUGAUGUUGAAAGGGCAACUAUCUCAGGGGAUUGGAAGCAUGUCCAUGAUUUCUACUUGACCACAUUUGACUCCUUUUUGGAACUCAAUGGUGCAUUUAAGAAAGAAGCAAAUGCUCCCUACAACACUAUUGAAGACUCAGGAAUAAACAUCAAAUUUGUCAAUAUUGUUUAUGAUGCCUUACUCCACACGCCUGCGGACACACAGAGAUCAGUCCUGAAGGGAAUUAUUAAUAGCUUAUUAAGAGAAUGGAAAGGGCCUCGCACAAAGGAUGACCUUAGAGCGUAUUUUGUUCUUGUCCAGAACCCUCAGUACACCAGCCCAGCUACAUAUGUCAUCUAUGCACACUUACUGAGGCAAAUAGCAGCCCUGGCUGAAGCAGACCACCAUUUCCUGAUGCACUGGUUUAAAAAGCUGCCUCAGAAGCGCUUUAAACAGCUGGUGGAGCGCUUGCAGCUCUUCAUCACUACCCGCCUAUUUCCUGCCAAGCCAGAGGAGUUGCCGCCCAUGGCCAAAUGCUCCUGGUGGAUUCCCUCAGCCACUAAAGUCCUUUCCCUGCUUAAUGGUGCAAACAGCAUUUCCUCUCCCGCUAUUAUUCCUUUCACUGAUUUCUACAACCUAACAUUGGACCACAUAGACUUUAUGGAGGAUUACCACACGUGGCAGGCUCACGGAAAUUCAUACAGGUUCACCUUUUGUCAGUUCCCUUUCAUCCUGUCCACAGUGGUGAAGAAGGCCAUCAUCCAGAGAGACUCUGAGCAGCAGAUGAUCAGCAUGGCCAGGCAAACCCUGGUGGACAAGGUUUCUCGCAGGCAGAGGGUGGAUAUGAGUCUGCUGUUUCUCAACAUUAAAGUUAGGCGUCUGCAGCUGGUCAGUGACUCACUGGAUGAGCUUUCGAGAAAGCGAGCAGACCUGAAGAAAAAGCUGAAAGUGACGUUUGUUGGGGAAGCGGGGUUGGACAUGGGUGGACUCACAAAAGAGUGGUUUCUUCUCCUGAUUCGACAGAUUUUUCAGACAGACUACGGCAUGUUCACGUAUGUGAAGGAGUCCCACUGUCAUUGGUUCAGCAGCUGGAAAUGUGACAACUACUCUGAGUUCCGAUUGGUUGGAGCCCUCAUGGGCUUGGCUGUGUACAACAGCAUCACACUGGACAUCCGCUUCCCCCCUUGCGUCUACAAGAAGCUGCUGACCCCGCCCAUUGUGCCAUGUGACCUCGACACCCCCGUCGGCAUGGCGACCCUCACCCUGGACGACCUCCAGCAGAUUAUGCCUGAUCUUGCUCAUGGACUUGGGGAACUCCUCAGCUAUGAAGGGAACGUUGAGGAGGACUUCUAUACCACGUUUCAGGUUUUUCAGGAAGAACUUGGAGUGGUUAAGUCAUAUAAUCUGAAACCAGGAGGGGACAAAAUCCCAGUAACAAACCUGAACAGAAAAGAAUAUGUCCAGCUCUACAUUGAUUUCCUGCUGAAUAAGUCCAUCUACAGGCAGUUCACUGCAUUCUAUCAUGGUUUUCAUAGCGUCUGUGCCUCAAAUGCCCUGAUGCUUCUAAGGCCAGAGGAAGUUGAGAUCCUGGUUUGUGGAAGUCCUAAUCUGGAUAUGGGCUCUCUGCAGCGAGUGGUGCAGUAUGAGGGCUACAGCAAGACUGACCCCACUAUCCGAGCCUUCUGGGACGUGGUGCUGGCGUUUCCUUUGGAGCUGCAAAAGAAACUGCUCCACUUUACCACAGGAAGUGACCGCGUUCCUGUGGGUGGAAUGGCCGACCUCAACUUCAAGAUCUCCAAGAUUGAUGUCUCCACUGACUGGCUUCCAGUGUCGCAUACAUGCUUCAACCAGAUCUGUCUACCUCCAUACAAAAGCAAGAAAGAACUACGGCAAAAGUUAACUAUUGCCAUUUCAAACGCAGAGGGCUUCGGAUUGGAGUAGAUUACAGCUGUAGAUAACCUAACUCGUUGCUUUAUUUAAUCUGCGUUCACUGAAAGAAUAUGGGUUGUGAUAGUUCCAACUUAUUUUUUUUUUUUUUAAAACAGUCAACCGGGUUGUGCAUCAGAAUGAAUUGAGGAUGCCUUCUGGAUGAAUUCUGGUAACAAAAAAGAUGCAGAAUUGCUUGCAUCUACUUGCAGCAAAUUCAAAUUUGAAUUCAACUUCUUGUGAGCGGGCUCAACUCAAUUUACGCUCACACUCAUGAAACAUUAUAGAGACAAUGUUACAAUUCUGAGUUUUGCACAACCCUGACAGCCACAUCAGGUAAGCAUGAGGAUAACGCACAGCAGUGACAAUGUAAGCUCUAGAUGUAAAGUUUAAGCAGUAUAAUGUAAUGUGGAUUGUGUGUACAGAGUAGUAUUAAUUGUUGUGAACCAGGGUUCUAUGAGGAACCCAGUGAAGCAGUUUGUCUUUAGGCGUUGUUGUGAUUUGCACUCAUUAUCGCUGACUGUUUGAGUGAAGGACCAAACAUUUUAUGUGGUAUUAGAAUAUGUGGAUUUUAUGAAUAAUAUAGUGUAAAUCUGUUCAAGAAGCUCCACUGUACUGCAAUGUGAAAUUAAAAUUAAAAUUAAAAUGUUAAAGAUAAUUUUUCUUCAACAUGGGCCUGGUCCCAUGCUCCUAUCAAAAGUAGGUCAGUAAGGGGCUUGGUCUCAGCUAAAAUAGCCUGGCAAACAGUCUCUGAAACAUGCCCAGCAUUUUUAAAGAGACAGCGCUCUGUCUCCAGGGUUACAAGAGCUAACAGUUAAUAAAAGCUCCUGUGUGAUUCAUUUCUUAACUCAAGCAUUCCCUCAGCUUCUGAUUAGCUUUAAAAAUGUAGCUGUUAAUACAUGUUUAAUAAAUGUGGUAAUAAAUGUUUAAAAUUAAAGAUCUGAGCUCAAACGUCAGCUGAGUGUAGUUUAGUAAUUGUUGACAACCCUUUCUUAACCUCUCUCGGGCAUGAAAGGAAUAUUGGUAAUGUGACUAGAUUUUUUUUGUGUGUGUGUCUGUGUCAACGAUUGUUUCGUGUUUGUUGACUAGCCAUAACAUGGAAAAACUUAUUAUUUGUUUGCUUAUUUGAAUUUUUUUUUUUUUUUUUGGAUGGUGAUUCCGGUUAUUCUUCAAAUAGAGUGACAGUAUUGGUCACAACAAAAACAUGUUAUUUAUUUUUUAUGACUAAUGCUCUGCUUUGUGCCGUCAGUUCCAAAGUUCAUUUAGGACUCAAGGUCUAGUGAUACUGCAGUAUGUUAGUAUGCUAGUAGAUGACCUUUAACUAGUGGGGUGUAAUCAAGCAUCCCAGUUAUCCUGGCUUGACUUGUGUGAUUGGAUACUUGCAGGUGGUGUAUUUUUGCAUAUUUCUGGCAUCAUCAUGUCAUGUGAUUUAAAUUGGGCUCAUGGCUUUAUUUGUAUUUAUGUCAUCUGUCAAUCUAAAUCACUCCAGUGUUCAUGCUAUGGUUUUAUGUUCUCCAAUGACUGAAUACAAAUGUAUUUACAAUGUAUUUAUUUCAACUUUGCUCAUUCAUUUUUAAUGAAUAAAGUUAUACAGCAAAAUUUUUGUUUUUAUACAACAAAACAUUAUUUAAUGAUAAAAGACUAGAAUGUGAGCAUAGCCAUAGGAAAGAUGUGUAGGAAAAUUGAAGAACUGCAGACAACACAGCAAGAGCUGUGUAUAUUUCAACAAAAUAUUAUUAAUUUGCAACAUUUCUGCUGUAAUGAGUGAUGUUUUAUGCAUAUUGUUUGACCGUCAGCCAUUUGUUUUUACAAACGAAGAACCAAGAUGUAUCAGUGUACUGAUACAUCUUCACUAUGUAUUGAUCUUUUAUUAGCUAUCUUCAUUAUAGUCAUUUCAAAAUGGAUGUAUCAAACAGCACUAUAUACA